Messenger RNA from Durusdinium trenchii, 753 nucleotides. NCBI's taxonomy places the organism in Eukaryota, Dinophyceae, Suessiales, Symbiodiniaceae. The record is from the annotation of a GenBank genome assembly.
AUGGCCGAUCCAAAGCAAGAAUCGGUGCUCUUGGUUUGGGAUUAUGACUGGAGUUUGAUCAACACCAAUUCUGACACUCACGUGGUUGAAGCUUUGCAUCCAGAACUCAUGGAUCGAUUUAGCAGUCCAAUGGGCUGGACGCAGCUGAUGGAUCUUCAAGUGAAAGAACUCUUCGCCAGAGGAGUCUCGCGUGCUCGUUUAGAGGCUACGGUGGCAGAGGUGCCAGUGUUUCCUGGAAGCCUCGAUGCGAUCCGAGCAGCACAUGAAGCCAAGGCAAGCCAGGUAAUCCUCAGUGAUGCGAACACUGUAUUCAUCGAGGCCUUUCUUCAGAAAGAAGGCCUUCGACACUGCUUCUCAGAUGUCAUCUCGAAUCCUGCAAGCUUUGAUGAGGAGGGCAGGUUGCAUAUCAAGCCCUUUCAUGAUGGUGAAGCUCAUGACUGCCCACUUUGCCCCAGUAACUUGUGCAAGGGCAGUGUCCUGCAGCAUUUGUUGGGAGCCACAUCACCUGCACGUGUGGCCUAUGUGGGCGAUGGUGGUGGGGACUUUUGCCCAGCCUGUGAACUUCGCCCACAAGAUCUUCUUUUGUGUCGUGCACCACCCAGCGAUCCUUUGAAACGCUUUGGCUUGCUGAGACGCCUCGAAGGACCCGCACAGGCAACACGCCAUGGUGGAAUCGCUCAGGUUGUCGCCAAGGUUGUGAAAUGGCAUUCUGGCGAUGAUCUCCUUGCUGCGAUUCGUGGAUUCCUUCGUUGA